CUUCCGUGCCACAAUCAAUGCAUAAUCCUCGACUUGAGAAAAAAGAGACAGAGAGAGAGAGAGGGAGGGAGAGCAAAAAUACGAAAACUCCAGUGGCUGCGUUAAUUAACACAUCAUGUGGACUCUGUUAUUGUCUAUUCUACUGAUGUACAUGAUACAUGAAUCUGGGACUUCAGAGGUGGACCUUUCCAAAUGUAAACUGACCAGUGAGGGGUUAGACUACAGAGGCAACGUUUCAACGACAGUUUCUGGCAGAACGUGCCAACGCUGGGACGAACAAUACCCUUGGAACCACAACUACAAUUUGAUUGGAGGGAACAGUGUGCAUGAAAACUACUGUAGAAAUCCGAUCGCUGGAGAACAGCCGACCCCUUGGUGUUACACAAUAGAUGAAAAUGUCGCAAAGGAGCUUUGUGAUAUUCCAAUUUGUGAAUGUAGAGAUACCCAGAAAGGAGAGGCGUACAUUGGGAACACAUCUCACACGGUGGAUGGAAGUCAGUGUGUGAGAUGGGACAGCGUAAACGAAACUGAUUCAGAUUAUCUCAAUGUUAAAUACCUGAAAGGAAGGAAAGGUGCCCAUGAAAAUUUUUGUAGAAAUCCGAACAAUGACACGGCACCCUGGUGCUAUACUGCUACGGUUGGUGGAUCCUGGAAUUACUGUAACAUUCCCUUUUGUAAAAGGAGUAAUGCAGAAUGUCUUAGAAAUCCCAAUGGAUUUGAUUAUUUUGGAACCGAGAAUAAAACUGUCGACAACAUAGAAUGCCAAUGCUGGGAUACAGUGGAACCACAUAAACAUAAUUUCUCGAAGGGAUUCAUGGGACUGUCUGCCUCUGAACAUGAAAACUAUUGUAGAAAUCCUAACGACGAUCAAAAGCCCUGGUGCUACACCGUUAAUAGUACAAUCAAGUUUCAGUACUGCAACAUUCCAAAUUGUCCGGAACGUGACUGUAGGAUCACAGAAAAAGGUAUAAAUUAUAGAGGAAAACAGCAAACGACUCGAGACGGGAUCCAGUGCCGACGUUGGGACAGCGUUGAGAACCUACCAUACAGUUUUCCAGCAGCUUCGGUUUCCGCUCAGGAAAACUAUUGUAGAAAUCCGGAUCAUGACUCUGCCCCAUGGUGCUUAACAGUGCAUCCUAAUAUAUGGUGGCAGUAUUGUGAUGUUCCUUUUUGUUUUAAUGAUUCCUAUUCAUGUGUUUUUUCGAAAGAAAACUGUUCCUUCGAACAGCUUAAUAACAACGCGACUGAGUGGGUUCUUGAAACAGCAGAGGAGCAAACAACACUUGUUUUAACCAUCACCGAGAAUAUGACAUCUUUACAAAAUGUAUUACCUUCAUUGAGAUUACCCAAAUUGCGAUUCACAAAAACCGGAAGUUGUUUACAAAUGAAUUACCGCAGCCAUGGAAUAUGUCUGACUAUUAGAACUGAUAAAAAGAAUUUCACUUCUCUUUCUGGCAGCGAGGUGUGGAAGUUCAUAAAAGUUAACAUUGACAACUCAGAGGAUACUUACCAGAUAAUUAUGACACCAACUCCUAUUACUUCAUCAGGGGUUUUUGCCAUAAAGAAUAUAUACAUAAGUAACAUAUCCUGUGAAGAUUGCUUCGCUUGCUUGAAUGAUGGGUCUUGCAUUGAGAAUGGAAAAUUUUGUGACAUGAGUAUGGACUGCCUCGAUAACAGCGACGAAGAGAACUGUGUUCUGGAGUGUUACAAUGAAAACAAAUAUGAAGGGUUUAGAAAAAAAACUAAAUUUCUUCACCAGUGUGCUGAUGAUGGUACGUGUAAAUUUAACUCCCAAAGCAAAGGAAAGCCGGGUUGUUUCAUUUAUUCUGGAAAACAGUGGGAAGACUGCAGCGUUCCAAAAUGUAAGGUAGAAAGUUUAAAAUGUGAUUUUGAAAAUGAUAUGUGUAAUUGGAAGUUUCCAGAGCAUGGAGUGAAAUGGAAUCAGCACCAAUCUGAAAUAGAUGACGAAGGAGUUGUUUCGGCGAAAUUUCUAACUACAAGUAGCAAUGAGGGGGAAAAAGCUGUUUUAUACAGUGCACCACAGCCUGCAUCGUCUGACACUGGUUGUUUAUCAAUGUCUUACUUAGGACAGAAUGUCCGCUUACAACUCUAUAUAACCCAAGGCACCCAAUACACACGAAACAAAACGGUCUUCGAACGACGGGAUGUUGAUUCCAAACUUUUUACUAAAAAAAGCAUUCAGACACCAACAAAUACUCCGUAUAUGGUUAUCUUGGUUAUAACGCCCAAGGCAAAUCGAUCAGGCACAAUAGAGAUUGGAAAAAUAAGUUAUGAAAAGGGCAUUUGCGCAGACAAAGACCCAUGUAGCAUAACCCAGUUUCAAUGUGAUGAUGGCAGUUGCAUUUCUGUUGGUGACUUUUGUAAUGGAUUAACUGACUGUCCUAACCAGGAAGAUGAAUCAACAUGUAAAUACAACAACAAGACGUCGUGUUUAGAGUACACCAGUGGUUGUCUAACACAUUGUCCUGCUCACUGCCAAUGCGAUGGAUUCAAUUUUAAAUGCAGUUUCCCGGAAAACGUAGCAAAAGAAGUCAGGGUUCUCGAUUUAAGUUUGAAUUCAUUUAAUAUGGAAAGCCUUGAAAACUUUGGCAUGCUUGUGCACUUAAAUCUUUCAAGAUGUCAUCUGUCUGAUUCAUCACUUAAAGGUUUCGGAAUACGAUUAAAUUCGUCGAACCUUCAGAAUUUGGAUCUGUCAUACAACGAUAUUCGAAAUCUAGAAUUGAAAUCAUUCGAUGGAUUGCGAAGUUUACUAUACUUAAAUAUAUCAUACAAUCAACUCACGGCUCUUCAAAUGAGUUUCGUUCAGUCCACUCCAAAGUUAAGACAUUUGAUUAUUACUAAUAAUAAAAUUAAAACAAUUACGGAAAGCAACAAUCGACUCAGUUCAAGUCUAGAGUUGUUAGAUUUACAGAACAACAACUUGAUGACUAUUCAACCCAGUUCGCUUUAUAGGCUGAAGUCUGUCUCAAAAAUAGUUCUGCGCAACAACAAUAUCACAAAUACCGGCUUCUAUUUUUCAACAUCAAUGGAAAUGCUAUAUGAAUUAGAUCUAAGCAAUAAUGUUAUUGAAGAGAUUACUGAUUAUAUGUUUAAUGGGUUAAACAGAUUAAGAUAUCUUAAUUUACAAAAUAACCUAAUUGCAAUAUUAAAUGGAUUCUCAUUUUCAACGCUAAACUCUUUGCGUACAUUGAAUCUUGCUUUUAAUCAGAUACAUGUCAUUAAUAAAAUGACAUUUGAAAAUCUAGUGUCGCUUACAAAAUUAAAUCUAACCGGUAACAAAUUACAAAUUAUAACUCCAAUAAGAUUUGUUCCCUUAGUAAAACUUCAGAUUUUGGAUUUGUCGGGUAACGGUUUAGAGAACUUGGAAUACGACGCAUUUAAAGGACUAGAGUCAGUUAAGUAUUUAUUCAUACACAAUAACGAACUAACAGUUUCCAGGAAAAUGUUCCAAGGCCUCUGUAAUCUUGAAUGGAUGCAAACAGAUUCUUAUAUCAUUUGUUGCGCAAAGCCCUUGACCGUUGAUUCAUCCAAAUGCAUAUCGCAACGGGAUAGUAUUUCGUCAUGUGAACAAUUGAUAAAUGUUGGGUUUCUUGCCCAGAUGAUUUGGUACAUGGCUCUAUUCUCUGUGAUUGGAAAUGCAUAUGUUAUAUACUAUCGCAUUCAGGGAUCAACUAUAGGCAACGUUUCACAAGGUGGCUUUGUCUUGCAUCUAAGUGUUUCAGAUUUUUUAAUGGGUGUGUAUUUGUUCAUCAUAGCCAUUGCCGAUCUGGAGUAUCGAAACAUCUAUGGAUUUAACGAUGGUGAGUGGAGACAUAGCACUACCUGUACCAUAGCAGGAUUCCUGGCUACAACAUCUAGUGAAGCAUCAGUGAUUUUUAUAUUUUUCAUAACCAUUGAAAGAUACCUCGUUUUGAAACUUCCAUUUUCUGCGGGACUUGUUAAAAAAAGACGAGUGAUUCUCUUUGUCUCAUUUGUUGCUUGGUUGGUUGCUAUUUCGUUUUCCCUAAUACCCGUAUUGGUUUACCCUGACUUCUACAGUAGAUCCACUGUCUGCAUAUCCUUGCCUUUAACACCAGAAAAGACGUCUGGUUGGGAGUAUUCAACCUUUUUGUACAUUGGAUUCAACAUGCUUCUUUUUAUGGCCAUUCUGAUUGGUCAAUUGCUGAUCUAUAUACAUGUCAAACAAAUGGGAAAGAAAAUAAACAACGACAAUUCAAAACGGGAAAUGGCUGUUUUUAAAUCUCUGUCGUAUGUUGUGUUGUCAGACACAUUUUGCUGGAUUCCAAUCAUAAUCAUCGGACUUUUAGCCAGUGGAGGGGUGGAUAUUUCGUCGGACGUGUACGCCUGGGUCAUUGUGCUCGUACUACCAAUCAACUCGGCACUAAAUCCCUUCAUAUAUACGUUCAGUAUGAUCUACAGACAGAAAACGAGAUCUCAGAAAAGCUCCAAUAUCACUUUGAUGGGAGGAACAACUGAAAAUCAAGAGAUCCGCAAAUAACAAAUAGUGACAGACAUUUUUUUUAAUCAUUCGUUUCAAUUAGUUUUUGUGGAAAAAGUGGUGAAUUUAUGAACUUUUGUGUGUAUGUGCAGGAUUUUUUUUCAGCAGAUGUGUUGUCAUUUUAAAAUAUCUUUAUGGAUUCAAUCAUAUUCAAUGAAAUAUGUUUAAUUUUUCGAUAAAUAUAGAACGACAUAUGUUAAAAAGAGAUUUUUUAAAAAUUAAUAGUUGGCAUUUAUUAAUCAUAUAUCAUUAGUUUUACGAUGAUAAGACUCAGAAGAAAGGUUUCCGUAACAAAACACAUUUGCCACAUUUUGUGUAAAGUUUUAGUUUUGGACUAUUCUUAACAAUAUCUAAAUAACCCCUACCUGAUUCCAUUACGCACAUUUGCUUUUUUUAUGAAGGAACUUUAAGUACGUACAAAACAGAAAGAAGAAAAGCCUUUUACACAUACAUGUAUUUACCCCUUUAAUUUCUUUUCUCUCUUCUGCACAAGUCAAAAUGGGCGGAAGUUCUAUGCAAACCUGAGAAACAAGUGUUACAUGUACCUAGUGUGUAUGCAUUAUUGAAAUACAAAGUGAAUUACAUCCCAUGCAUCUA
Messenger RNA from Magallana angulata, 5116 nucleotides. RefSeq lists its product as uncharacterized. The transcript is spliced from 17 exons. The record is from RefSeq and is a predicted model, not a curated record. Gene Ontology annotation, cellular component: membrane. Gene Ontology annotation, molecular function: protein binding; G protein-coupled receptor activity. NCBI's taxonomy places the organism in Eukaryota, Metazoa, Mollusca, Bivalvia, Ostreida, Ostreidae. Gene Ontology annotation, biological process: G protein-coupled receptor signaling pathway. Bases 116 to 4519 code for a protein of 1467 amino acids.